Molecule: messenger RNA, 1066 nt
Organism: Toxorhynchites rutilus septentrionalis
Lineage: Eukaryota; Metazoa; Arthropoda; Insecta; Diptera; Culicidae
Exons: 5
Coding region: 122-970 (282 amino acids)
Source: RefSeq, a predicted model, not a curated record
CCCCACGCUUCGUUUGAGAUCAUCGUUUUGUUUCACUGCGAAGCGUGGGGAAUUUUGUAGAUCUUCUUCCUUCAGUCCGAACUAAGUCACAUUGUGUUGAAGCCACCGAAGCCGCAACGAAAUGACCUUCUAUUCGCGAUGUUUUAUCUCUAUUGCAAUGGUGGCAGUCGCUGUCGCCUGCAAUGUUCCCAUCAAACAUUAUAAAACUAUGAACUGUACCCCAAUCGGUGAGAAUAAGUUCGGUUGUCCAACAAGAUACGAUUGUCCAAGUGUUACUCAGCACGAUAAUUCCAAAUGUUAUUUCAAUGGAAAUACCUACGCACUAAGUGAGCAGAUUCCAAGCGAAAAAGUGAAUCCCUUCUGUUCUGCUUUGUGCUAUUGUCGCAGCGGAACACCAUUUGCCCAAUUUCGUUGUGCACACGUGGAUUGUGCCGAGUUUUUCCAGCGCUUUGAUUAUGAUAAUUGCGUUCGCACCUACAAACCCAACAGCUGCUGUUCGGCAGGUCAACUAUGUGGCGAAGCGAAACUUAAGGCAUCAAAAUGCUCUCUCGACGGUGAACAGUAUCUGGAGGGACAGCGGAUGCAUCCCGCUGGGAACAAGUGUCUAACCUGCAUUUGUCACAGCAAAUUCAACGAAGUGAACAUGAAAACCGAUCCAAAUUGCUACGAAACGACUUGUGGUUUUGAACUGUUCUACGCCAAGCAGGCAUACAAUGGCGGAGCUCCGGUGUAUUACGGCGAUAAUUGCUGCCCAUGGGAAUGGCGCAUGCCUAAUGAUUCAGACAAACUGGUUGAGGGUACACCGGGAAAAGUCACAAGUGACCCCAAUUUGCAAUGUAAAUAUGGAAAAUUGACGAUGAACAUCGGUGAUUCUCUGGCGCCCGAAAUUGUGGAUAAGUAUACGUAUAAGUGCUCCUGUUUGAUUCCACCGAUGGCACAGUGCGUUAAAACGAUGAACGAGAAGGAAUAAAUCGCAUCGCGCUCAAUUUUCAAUUGUUGUUUCCGAACACAGGAAAACAGAACUCAAAAUACAUUAAAACUGAAUAAAUAAAUAUCGAACGAACUA